This is a messenger RNA of Babesia microti strain RI, 726 nucleotides long. RefSeq names its product Meiotic recombination protein SPO11-2. The transcript is spliced from 5 exons. NCBI's taxonomy places the organism in Eukaryota, Apicomplexa, Aconoidasida, Piroplasmida, Babesiidae. Gene Ontology annotation, molecular function: DNA binding; DNA topoisomerase type II (double strand cut, ATP-hydrolyzing) activity. Gene Ontology annotation, cellular component: nuclear chromosome. The record is from RefSeq and is a predicted model, not a curated record. The coding region runs from base 1 to 726 and encodes 241 amino acids. Gene Ontology annotation, biological process: meiotic DNA double-strand break processing; reciprocal meiotic recombination; meiotic DNA double-strand break formation.
AUGGAGAGAAGUAUCAUUUAUAAAUACAAAAAUAUAUUCACAUCCAGCAAUCAAGUGAACAAAUAUUUAAAGAGAAUAUGUACACUGAUUAAUGUUUGUAAGAGCGAUUUAAACAUAUCAAAUUCAAAUCGUGGUAUUAGUUUAAUAUGCAGUUUGAGUAUAAAAAAUAAUGAUUUUACGUCAAAAAAUAUUUCUAAAAUGUCUAUUGAUGCUAAUUACAUUUUGGUCGUUGAAAAACAAUCAAUUUUUCACUAUCUAACCAGUAUAAAGUUUUACAAUAUAUUACCAUGUAUUCUAAUUACUGGCAGCGGUUUUCCUAGUUUUGAUACACGGAACAUUUUAAAUAAAAUAAUAACCAAUACGAAGUUGGCUGCACUCUAUUUGGGAGAUUAUGAUCCAUAUGGCAUGCUUAUUUACUUAACAUACAUUGAAGCAUUAGAUUGUGACAAUAUUUGCUGCUUUAAAUACCUGGGAGUUACUAAUAGCGAUUUAAAAUCAGUAGAAAGUGCCAAUAAAGUUAAGCUCACGAAUAAUGAUAAACGUAUGAUUGAUAUGCUAAUUGUUAGAUUGGGGGACAGGAUAGCCACAGGAAAUAAACUAAAACAAAUGCUAGUUAAAAUGAAGGAAUCCAGUUUCAAGGUGGAAAUUGAAGCGCUGCAAUCCAUUUGCGAUGAUUUUCUAGAAAAUUAUAUCACAAAAAAGGCACUACGCAACGAUACAAUUUGA